AUGUGGAUUCCUGUCACCCUCAGGAUCACCCAUAUACCACCAGGUAAUAUAUCACUUCAUAACUCCUUUCUUGGAGUAAUAACUAAAAUAUUUCCUCUGGUGCAGUACUGGGCUCACUGGGUAGACCUCAAGUGGUAUUUGGAAAGGGUAGCCCCUGGACGUCUGGUUGUAAUGACGGUGGCCGUGUCUGGCAUUGUAGGUCUCCGUGACACUGCCCAGCUCCUAGCUCAACUUGGUUCACUCUUCGCCCUACACCUCACACCCAUGGCACACUGGACAUGGAUGUUUAUCAAGGGCGGUCGUACCAUCUCCGAGACUACCAUUCUUCAGGGUUACACUACCCACCAUACUCAUGUUAUAAUGCCACUAUCCCACCUGGCAACGCCGUCCACCUUUAAUAAGAAUGGCCUACAAGUACAAAGGCAACGAUGGCAUUACUGCAACGCCAAUGGAGCCAUGGGCGGCCUCUGUAACGAGUAUACCCCUGAUCCACUACCUGUCCCCUCUCCUCCUCCUGUGACCCACCAGUCUGUUAUUGCUAGGGUGCCCGUAGUGGUCACGGCAGGAAACAGGCAUCAGUACCUAUAUCACACACUCACCACACUCAUGAACGCACCUGGGGCACAGCACGACAACAUCAUGGUGGUCCUUGGUAAUGCAACACAAGCAGCAACACAACUUCUCCAUCUUAUGAAUAUUAACUUCACCACUCUAACCAUACACGGGCAUCACAACAAUAAACUCUUCAGUUAUUACCGCAACGUAUUCAAAUUCAUCGCUCAUACCUUUCCUGAUGCUCCAGCAGUUAUAUUACUCGACGAAGAUGUGGAAGUCUCACCAGACUUCUUUUCUUAUAUGAGCCAGACACUUUGGCUCCUUCACGAAGACCCUUCACUUUAUUGCAUCAAUGCUUACUCGGCUACAGGUUUCCAAGGAACAGCACAUGAUUCCAGGACGGUUUUACGAGCAAGGGUGCAGGUAGAAUGGGGCUACGCUGUGUCGCUUCAGUUCAUCAGGGAUGCCAUCCGUAAAUGGCCAAGUGAUGUCUCAAAGGUAGAUACAGUAUUUUAUGAUCAAUGGCUCUACAAACAUCAAAGCAAUGGUCGGGAAUGUGUGUUUCCUGAAGUUAGUAGAUCGUUUCAUUUCGGUAUGGGUGUGAAUACUGAAGCCUGGAGCACAGAAGCAUAUUUCUUGUUUAAACCUCUGGUAAAGCAGCCUCACGUCCAUCUUGACAACGUCUCUACGUUGCUCCUGGAGACGUGGCAGGAACAUUUUUCCCGCAGCAUUAGACACGCCACACCACUCACAGGAAACCCCUGCAGUGAAACAUUUGUGCCGCCCGUCAACACAACAACCAACUUCGUCUUCUACUACAGGAUGCUCAGAGAGUUGAACGGAAAGCCCAACUACAGGAAUUUCUUUUUUGCGGCCAAAUGUCUUAAUGCGUGGAGUGCGUCUGAGCAGGGCCUACACAAGCGAGUGUUGACGGUGAGAGUAUCGAUGCUGACCACACUCUACCUGGUAGGAGCUCCUUAUUCCCCUUACGCCUACCUCCGUCCACAUUAUAUCAAACCAUGGGAUUACGAUUCUGUUACUGACGAAGAGGAUGAUAUCAUUAUGAAUAGAAUUAAAAAAGUGGAAAUGGGGAGAUACCAAAUUCUUAAUCUUAAUGUUACUAGCGAAUAUUUAAUGAACAUCUUAUUCGUAAAUUAAUUAAAUAAGGUUUGCAGCCUUUGGCCCCCCGAGUCUGUAUUCCGUCUGUGAUCUCCUUUGCCCUUCCCCAAACUUCAUAACUUUGUACUUGUUGGGGUUAAACACCAGUAGCCAUUUGUCAUAGCAGAUCUCCAGUUUGUCCAGCUCAUUUUGUAGCCUUUCCUCGUCCACGUCUCUUGCAUUCUCCUCAUUAGUUUCACAAUGUCUGCGAAGAGAGAUACCUCUGACUCUAUCCCAUCCGUCAUGUCAUUCACGUAUACAAGAAACAGCACGACUGAUCCUUGCGGAUUCCCACUAGUCACAUGCACCCAUUCCGACACCUCGUCACGGACAGUCACUCGUUUCCUUCCUGUCAGGUAUGUCUUGAUCCAUUGUAGUGUUUUGCUUGUUAUUCCUCCCUGCUCCUCUAGCUUUUGUAUCAGUUUCUUGUGCGGCAGUGUCAAAAGCCUUCCUAACUACCUGGAGGGUGUUCUGGGGGUCAACGCCCCCGCGGUCCUGUCUAUCCCUACACAUCUUUAAGUCACUGAGUUCAUAAUUUAGCUUGAGUAGCUACCUUACAUACCCUUUUAUUUUAUAUAAGUUUACCUUUAUAUUUUAUAAAAUAGACUAUUUUGAUAUUGUAUAAAUAAGCAGAAUUUACCAACACGUCUUUGUUUGAUAGUUUUUUACGUAUUACUUGUCUAGUGUUCCAUGACAUAAUGAAAAUCAUUGUGCCAUGCUAGAUGACAAGCGGUCCCAACCAGAAUGAAUAGUCAGUGUGACUAGAGAGUCUCACUGACCAUUCGAGUCAGAGUGACCCGAGUAUUUGACAAACCUUGCCUCUGGAUAUUACUUGUUGGGCUGCAAGUAGUGAUUUAAGUGACGCUUGAAUUCAUGUUAGAAAUUAAGUUAGGAAAAUGUUAUUUAAAAAGACUUAUGUUUUUUUUUGCCAUAUUCAUAAGUUAUUUUUAUUUCUGUUGCACUGCAAUAUAUGUAAA
Messenger RNA from Cherax quadricarinatus, 2690 nucleotides. The record is from RefSeq and is a predicted model, not a curated record. Lineage: Eukaryota; Metazoa; Arthropoda; Malacostraca; Decapoda; Parastacidae.